CCAGGCGGUGGGGCUGCGAGCCUUCCUCCAGCAACUUCCCAGUAACUGCGGGAUCCGAUGCAGCCACCUCCCCAGAACCAGGCCUUCCCUGUUCUGCCUUCCAGGAGGAGGCCCGGGAGUAGCCCUCGGGAGGGCAGUCUCCCGCACGUCCCGAAGUCCCUCUGGCCACCCGGCGUCGAUCCAGGCGGAGGCCGGGAGGGGGCCGCCCUCCCCGCGAGGCUGCAGACUCAGGCAUUUCCUCUCGGCUGCCCGGCGCGGCCUUCCCCCUUCGAAAGAAGAAAAUCCCGGGGCCCGAGUAACCCGGCCGAUCGUCCCGGUGCGCAGCGGCUGCCGAACUAGAAGGGCCGCCCAGGGUAGGGUAGGAGUCCGGAGCAGAAGUUAACCGAGGGCAGCGCGGCGGGGACUGAGCAGGGCAGGGAUAGGGUGCGGCCAGGGGCUGGAGUGUGCAGCGCGGGCGGCGCCUGGAAGGGGAACUUGAGCUGGGAGAGGCAGAGCAGCGGGGCUGCUGGCCCCGGCGCUGCGAGCGGGGAGCCGCCUCUAAGGCCAAGGACACGGGGGCUGCGGAGCCGCCGGGGCGCUGCGCGCAUGCUGGGCAGGGGACAUCACCUGGGCUCGCGCCCUGGGCCUCCCGGGCUCCCGGCAUGUCCGUGCGGUACACACUUAACCUGAAGGUCUUCUGGCCGGUGGUAACUGGGCUAUGCACAGCGCUGGUGUGCCUCUACCAUGCCCUGCGCAGCAGUGAGGGCGCCAGGGCCGAGCCCCCCGACGGCGCAGACAGUGGCUUCCCGCUGCUCAAGGUGGCCAUCCUUCUUCUCCUCGGCUACAUCCUCCUACGAUGUCGCCACACCAUCCGCCAGCGCCUCUUGCCAGGCUCUUCCCGCCCGUGUGGCCACACCAACUUCUCAGCCAGACCCUUGCAAGAGCCAGGCCUGAGCAUCUUGCUGGAGAGUUACUAUGAGCACGAGGUGCGCCUGUCGCCGCAUGUGCUAGGUCACAGCAAGGCGCACGUGAGCCGGAUCGUGGGUGAACUGGUGCAGGCUGGCCGGGCUCGAGGGUCUCCAGGUCUCAUCACCGGAGGAUCGCUGGCCUUGGCCUUCCGGGGAGAUUUCAUCCAGGUGGGCAGUGCCUAUGAGCAGCAUAAAAUCCGCAGGCCAGACAGCUUCGACGUGCUGGUGCCACUGCGCCUCCCGCCGCAGGUGGCGCUGGAGCCGCGGAGCCUGGGGACCGAGCCCACGCUGGCCCCCGCCUUCCGUAGCUGCUUCGUGUGUGCCCUUAAGGCACCACCCUCGCCAUCGGGGACCACGACUGGCCAGUGGCAUCGUGACUGCAAGCCCUUCGCUGAAGGGUUCUGUGUGGAUGUGCAAGGCCGUCGCCACCUCUCGGCUACCCUGGUCCUGCGCUGGUUCCAGGCGCACCUACAGCGCUCCUUGGCCACCGUGCGCUACAGCCUGGAGGGUCGCUGUCGGGUCAGCCUGACUCCAGGUGGUCUGGAGCAGCCUCCCACCCUCCAUAUCCUUCCUUGCCGCACGGACUACGGCUGCUGUCGCCUUUCCAUGGCUGUGCGCCUCAUUCCCGCUGUCCAUCUGGGCGAUGGCGUCUUCCUUGUGGCACCGCCGCCACCACCCUCGCCAAGUGGGGCUCUAUCAGAGCUCCCGGGUGGCCUGCGCCCUGAGGCACUGUGGGGUGUGAAUACAGCACGCCAGGAGCAGAAACUGUUGGGCUGGCUUCAGGAACGGGCGCCUCCAGGUGCCUGCUACCUCAAGUGCCUGCAGCUGCUUAAGGCUCUUCGAGACCUGGGUGCUCGCGGGCUGGACCCUUCGGCUGCUACCCACUGGGGACGCAUCCUGUCUUCCUAUGUGCUCAAAACGGUGCUGCUGGCGGUGUUUCUGAACGAGGGUGGCCCAACGCACAGCUGGGACGAGGCACACCUGAGUGAGUGCUUGGAGAAGCUGGUGAAGUUCCUUAGGGACUGCCUGCUGCGCCGACGAGACCUCUUCCACUGUGUCCUGGGCCCAGGUGGGGCGGCCGCUGAGGUGGGCCCCCUGCCCAAGGUGCUGCGCGAGGCGGCUCCCGUUGACCUCCUGGCACCUUUCGACCUGCAAGCCCGGGAGCUCGCAGCAGCACGGUUGCUGUCCACCUGGCGAAGGUUGCCCCAGCUUCUCCGAGCAUACGGUGGUCCCCGAUACCUUGCCAGGUGCCUCCCACCCCGAAGUCAACGCAUCCAGGGCUUCCCCGAAGAUGAACCAUGAACCAUGAUUACACUCCACCUGACCAAAUGCCCCUUUCUCACAGGAUGGGAGUGAGGGUGGCAGUUAAACUCGAGAUAAGCUGUAGAAAGUGUCGGGAAAUUUGGAGGACAUCAGAGGCUUCGGUGGCAUAAAUGUUCUGUCCUGAGAUAGCUGUGGCAUCUUCUGCAAGCCCGUUAGAGUGUCCUGGGUGGUCUUAUACACACAGAUCUUUCUGCCUCCAAAUUAUUAGAAGCAAUCAUGUUUGACAUACCUAUUUGUUAGUAGGUUCUCAACUAUUUUUGGAGGGCUGUUGUGUGUUUCAAUUAUGGGACUGGAACCCUGGGCCUUGCAUUUGCUCGAUAGGUACUCCACAACAGAGCUACACAUCGUGGGCCCCUAGUUUUGUUUUUAAAGGGGAAGAAAAAAAAUCCUUAUCCGCAACUGGAAUUGGCAUUCUAGUCCAGCUGUUAGUAUUCCAGAGUCAUAAUUUAGCCAUUCCCAAGAGCAUUCAUGUAUUUUUAAUAGUGCAAUCACAAGUUUGUUGAGCAAGACUUAAUGGAAUUGUCAUAAAUCAAAUGACCUGUGCUGAGAGGUGGUCGGGAGCUGGUUAGAGACUUUCAGAGCAAGCAGCACUUUAUGUCCAUGCAUCCUUUUGUUCAGUGGUGGUUGGAACCAGCAGCUAUUCAAAGGAGGCUCCACACAGUUAUUCCAGCUGCCAUUCAACAGUCUCCAGGUCACAGGUGGGGAUUUGUAUUCAGCUCCUGUUCAUUUGAGCCAGGCAGAAUGCAAAGGAAACAAGAUCCUCAAUUAAGACAGGUCUGGCAAAAGUGUGAAAUACAAGUCUUGAAAAAGAGCCUGCCUAAGGCUCCCUGUCAGCAGGACACAACCUGCCUUUGUUUCAGUGCUUCUGAGCAAUGGUAUUGCAGGUCUGUUUUAGAGUUUAGGGACCUAUGAGGAGAAAAUGCUUGGCAUGCUGCCUGGGAAGGGUUAGGCUUCAGUGAUGUCUUGUGUAGGGGUAGUAGUUGGAAGGUUCUUGAUUGCCCAGACAACCUUACCUAGUCUUGAAGGCCAGCUCUUGCUUGCAGUAUGUGCUUGGAGACCUGUCACUUCUUACCAGUGGGCAGAAGAGUGAGCCACUGGAGCUGAAGGAGGAAUGAGAGAGCUGGCCCUAUAGUGUUCUGCUCUGCUGGGCCAUGAGCUUCUCCAGGCUGGGUGCCUCCCUCUUGUAGUUGGGAAGAGCCUCUCAUACUCUGGGCUUCCUGACAGCUACAGCUCCAAAUGGCAGUUCAAGUUUAGAAUGUCCCACCUUGCUGUCUCCUAGUGCAAAUUGUGGUCAGUCUCAGCAAUAUACUUAGGGAUUUUCUUUUUAAAUAGCAAAGAUCUGCUCCCUUAGACUCCUUAAAGUGAAGGAUUUUGUCUAAAAAUAGUCACAUGAAUAAGGCCAUUGUUUAAUUUCUUAGCUAUCUGGAGGGAACUCUGCAAACCCCCUUUCUUUAGGACACCCGGUUGGCAACUGACAGUAAUAUAUUGUAGGAAACUUCUCAUUAGAGCUGUGCUUGCUUCUUGUGUCCUUUGCAACUGGACUGAAGCAGAAGCAGUUGUCUCAUUGAGUUGUUUGGGGAGCCAUUUCUCUUGAUACCCCAAGGUCAUUCCCAAGGUCAUUCCUAAGAUCACUCCUACUUUUUUGAGGCCAACAUUUGGUCAUAAGGUACGGCAUUGGAUGUAGGCAUCAUUAUGUCAGCCUCUUGCAAGGAUAGAAACUGCACAAUGGGUUUUGUUUUAAUUAUUUUAAAAAGUCAAUGCCAAGGGAAGUGUGUGUGUGUGUGUGUGUGUGUGUGUGGAUGUGUGUGUGUGUAUGUGUGUGUGGUAUGCGUAUGCAUGUUGUGUGUAUCUGUUUGUGUGUAUAUACUAUGCACAUGAUUUCCAUACACAGCCUUUUAAUUCCUCUGUAGUCAUUAAGUAAGAAUAGGGGCAAUGAGGCAAUUUUCCAAUUAUUAGAUUCCUUUUUUAAAAAUUCUUGAUAUUUUAAAGUAUAAAUCUGGUUAUUGUCAUAAAUAUGAAUAGCUUGUAUAAGUAUCUUGUAGGGUUUUUUUCCGUUAUUUUUAUUUUUUCUAGUUUAUUAACCAAAGCUUCAUCCAUCCUCAAAGUUUUUAAAUUUUAUUAUUAUUAUUAUUAUUAUUAUUAAAUUAAUGGGCAUUGUGUUUGUGAAUUUAAAAAAAAAUGUUUUAUUUAAAUGCCAUGAUGAACAGUUGUUCUCAAUAUGUGGCAACCAAAACUUAAUAGAUUUCGAUCAAUUUUGAUCAAUGUUUAGUGAUCUGAAACAUGUACUGUGUACAGAUGCAAUGAUACAGCUGUUAUGGUGGCUGCCCAAGGCCUUUAAAUUCAGCUUAGUUCUGCAUUUCAUUACAGCUACUGUCUCAGCCUCUAAUUGAUGUGUAUACAUUUUUGGUGUGUAUAUUUGGUACUGGAGAGUCAUAUAUACCAAUAUUCUCAUAUAGGACGCUCUACCAAAAAAAAAAAAAAAAAAAAAAAAAAAAAAACCCAUAAAGAGUUGUUUAACCAGUGCCCAAAGAGACUGUUUUGAGGCCGAUGACUCAGCCCUCAGCAGCCAACAAUUCAGUGACUCCUACUACCCAGCUCCGAGCCUUCCUGGAAUGUUCGUGGGCUGGGAGAAUGUGUGUUUUGCAAAAUGAAGUUGGAGUGGAAAGAGAGGAAAGUUUGAGUGGAUGCAAAUAGUAUCUGAGGAUUUGGGGAAGGGGCACUUAAGAUGGAUGUGAAAGGAAGAGAUGGGAGGAGGGAGACAGGAGAAGAUCCCGGGAGGGGAGGGUGGGAGAGUUUUGGGUGAGGAGAUGUGUUUUUAGGUAUGUGUUUUUUCUAGCCAGGAGUCACAAACUCAGUAUUAAAGGCAGGGAACUAAA
This is a messenger RNA of Phodopus roborovskii (desert hamster), 5146 nucleotides long. It is a transcript of the gene Itpripl2, whose product is annotated as ITPRIP like 2. NCBI's taxonomy places the organism in Eukaryota, Metazoa, Chordata, Mammalia, Rodentia, Cricetidae. The record is from RefSeq and is a predicted model, not a curated record. The transcript has a single exon. Bases 642 to 2249 code for a protein of 535 amino acids.